This is a messenger RNA of Marmota flaviventris (yellow-bellied marmot), 2504 nucleotides long. RefSeq names its product ERI1 exoribonuclease family member 3 (gene Eri3). The record is from RefSeq and is a predicted model, not a curated record. Gene Ontology annotation, molecular function: 3'-5'-RNA exonuclease activity; nucleic acid binding. NCBI's taxonomy places the organism in Eukaryota, Metazoa, Chordata, Mammalia, Rodentia, Sciuridae.
GACUUUAUCAUAUACAGUAUACCUUGUUUUAGUGGGUUCGUUCUUGGAACCUAAGUAUAUUAUACCUGAAUCCCCUACCAUUUAAAAGCCAAUUUAUAAACAGGGACUUGGAGUGUGACUCCACUAAUGUGUGUCUGUGAUCUUAGUUAGAAACCUACUUGGCUGCCUUUCAGCAAGAGGUGCAGAAUGGGGGAAGGGAGCUGCCAGUAAGUGAUUGAUAAGGUUUCCUUUAUGGAUUCUGUGUUGCUUCACUGGAGCUCAGAGCACUUUGGCAACUUAAGCACUCCAAAUUAAAAGCUCAUUAACAAUUCCUGCCCAAAGAUCCUGUAAAUAAUCAGCUAGCUAGGUCAUAGAGCUUGCCUAAGAGUGCCUCCUCCAACUUGAAAUUUCUAAAUAAAAGUGCUUAUAUUCCCUUUCAUUUUGAAAAGUGUUUUCUCUGUGGUGGGGUAAGUUAGUGAGUGGCCUUUUCCCGGAGGACCUGAGUAGAAUGAAGUCUUAAAUGUGUAUAAUGGUAGACAGGAAUGUAUUGGUUCCACUUGUGCUUCUUUGUGUAAAGGACAUCACUAGCUUAUAGGAUCAUCAUGCAACUUCUGGUUCUUUGGAAAAUCUGAAUUAGGUGAUAAAUAGGAUAGGUGUCCAUUGAUGGUUUGAGUUGGGGUUUGGUUACUUUGACUUUCUUAGAACUUGAAGCAGAAUUGGAAAUAUCCUGAAAGUGUUUCCUGGUAUUUGUGGCCAUUUGCAAUAUGGCCUGUGGGUUUGUGGCAACUAACCCCUGCCUCAGUCCUAACCUAGCCUUAGUUCCUGAGUUUGGAAUAUUGUCAGCCUUACUAGUAUCUCCUUGUCUAGAUAGGAUUCUGAAAUUAUCUAGUGAGCCACCACUUCAUGUCCAUCUUUCUCAGCCCAGGCUCAGACAUUGUAAAUAUUUGAUGUUUCUAGGAAGUAAGUCUCCUUACCAAGAAAAGGAUAUUACUAGAGAACAUGAAAUCCAUCAUUCCAAAAACAAAUAUGGUACUAAUAGCUUCUGGAAGUUCUGUAGGAAACUGUUUUUCUACAUAGAUAGCUGUUAUCCCAAAGUUUUGAGUUUAGGAAUUUGAGGUGAAGUAUGAUCCUUAGUGGGGAUUUGAUCCUUUGUGUUGAAAUAGACUUGUUGCAGAGAUGUGUGUUUGUCCACAGCAUUGGGGCUUUCCAGCUCUCACAGAACCUUCAGCAUCCCCAGCUGCCAGUCUUGGCAUCUUCGAAGUAAGGAGAGUUUUAGAUGCUUCUGGAUGUUCAAUGCUAGCACCUUUACAGACUGGAGCAGCUCGAUUUUCUUCGUAUUUACUUUCAAGAGCGAGAAAAGUGCUGGGCUCCCACUUAUUUUCUCCUUGUGGUGUUCCGGAGUUCUGCUCCAUAUCCACCAGAAAGCUGGCGGCCCACGGCUUUGGCGCAUCCAUGGCGGCAAUGGUGUCCUUUCCUCCCCAGAGGUAUCACUACUUUUUAGUGCUGGACUUUGAGGCCACGUGUGACAAGCCACAGAUUCAUCCUCAGGAAAUCAUCGAGUUCCCCAUCCUGAAACUAAAUGGCCGGACCAUGGAGAUUGAGUCCACCUUUCACAUGUAUGUCCAGCCUGUAGUUCAUCCACAGCUUACCCCCUUCUGUACAGAGCUCACCGGGAUUAUUCAAGCCAUGGUGGAUGGUCAGCCAAGCCUGGAGCAAGUGCUGGAGAGGGUCCAUGAGUGGAUGGCGAAGGAAGGCCUUUUAGAUCCAAACGUCAAGUCAAUUUUUGUCACCUGUGGAGACUGGGACUUAAAAGUCAUGCUUCCAGGCCAGUGCCAGUACUUGGGUUUGCCAGUGGCGGAUUACUUCAAGCAGUGGAUUAAUCUGAAAAAGGCUUACAGCUUCGCCAUGGGCUGCUGGCCCAAGAAUGGACUUCUAGACAUGAACAAGGGUCUCAGCCUGCAACACAUAGGCCGGCCCCACAGCGGCAUUGAUGACUGCAAGAACAUCGCCAACAUCAUGAAGACACUCGCAUAUCGAGGCUUCAUCUUCAAGCAGACGUCGAAGCCGUUCUGAUUGGCCGAGGACGGGAUGGGGCAGGACAGGGUAGCUGCUUGGCCCAGCCCAGAAUCAUCCUCUCCCUCACCAGAGGGGAAAAGGGAGAGUGGCACAGUCCUGCGCCCAGAGUGUCCCCCAGCUGCCCUGUAGGCUUGUGCCCUGGGUAAGCACUUGGCCGCUUGGCCUCUCUGGAGCAGACACUUUGUGCCCACCCCCACCCCCAUCCCUCAGUCUCAGCCCAGUAUUAGCCCUUCCCAUUGUGGGCCUGGGCUGGGGGACCCAGGCACUCGCCGCCGCCUCCUCCCUGGCACACAGGCUACUGCUGGGGCCACCAAGCUUCCCUGUCCCCCUUCCCAUCAUAGUGCAUGGUGUGUGGUGCCCCCAGGGCUCCAGGACAGAUCAGGCCCCACCUUGUGUCUACCCCCAUCCCCGCUGUGAACGUGCCACUGAAUAAAGUCGGGGAAACAAGG